Messenger RNA from Lachancea thermotolerans CBS 6340, 342 nucleotides. RefSeq names its product Bli1p (gene BLI1). Lineage: Eukaryota; Fungi; Ascomycota; Saccharomycetes; Saccharomycetales; Saccharomycetaceae. The record is from RefSeq and is a predicted model, not a curated record. Bases 1 to 342 code for a protein of 113 amino acids. The transcript has a single exon.
AUGACCUGGAAAGCGGGAAUGAAAGAGAGAGUACUAAGACAGCAUAUCGAAGGUUGUAUCGACCAGGUCCAGGAAUAUGUUGACCUCGAAUCGGCUCAAGCAAUUUCCUCUUUUGAAAGCAAAGCUGUGGAUCACUUUCGGUGUCUUGAUGGGUUAAAAGCCCAAUACAAUACUAGGGAGGACAAGAUUAGUGAGUUUAAACGCCUGCAGUCUGAAUAUGCUACAAAGGUUGACGGUCUAGAGAAAUCUAUUGAACAUUUUGAAAAACUCUCGGAAGAGAUUGAGGAGUUUCUGGUGGAAUUAGAAGUCAAAACAAAGCUGGCCUCUAAGAGACAGUCUUAA